AUGGGCUGCAGCGCUUCCAAGGUCGAUGACCACCACCUAGUGGUGCUCUGCAGGGAGAGGAAAGAUCUGAUAAGAAACGCCGCCGAUUUGCGCUUUGCCCUCUCCUCUUCCCACGCUUCGUACUUCCACGCCCUCGACAGCACCGGCAGCGCCCUCUACCGUUUCCUGCAGGAGGAAUUCACUGCGCUUUCGACUCCUUCGUCCUCGUCCGUUGCACCGUCCUCCCCUGUUCUCACGAUCCCUUCUUCAGAGGGUAAGCCCCAGAAAUCCAAGACUGCUUCCGCCACCAUCUCCAGUGGAACCGUGGGUGGAGGCGGCACAUCGUCCUCGGCGUCUUCUCUCACUCAUUCCUUCUCCCUGGAAGAUUCCAACCUGCAUAUUGCCUCGGACUCGGAUACAGAGGAGAUACCCGGAGAAGGGUUCGGCAAAGAGCCCUCCCCACAGUCUUCUCCGGUGAACCGGAGUCCUUACUACUACUCCAUGUGGCAGUCCUCGACGAUCCCCACCACGGUAUAUGAGACGCCGUACAGGGGGUAUGGGCAGGCGACAGACUAUGGAGUGCAAGAGGGUUACGCCGAUGAUCCUUCAUCUUACUAUUUUCCUGGAAAUCCAAUGCCUCCUAGUGCUCCCCCACAGCCCCCUCCGACACCACCUCCUCCCCAGCCGUCCCCCUGGGACUUUCUUAACCCUUUCGAAUUCUCCGAGCAAAUUUAUUCCAGUAGACGAUACGGAUCUGCUCCAAGCAGUCCUAAUUCCAGCGAUGUGAGAGAAAGAGAAGGUAUACCUGAUUUGGAAGAAGAGACAGAAUCAGAGUCUAUGCGAGAACUUACAAGGGAGAAAAGAAUGCGUGCUAGGAAUUCAAGGAAGAAGGUCCCCAGAUCAGGCGGUUCUAAAUCUGUGCGAAUGCGUGAAAAAAAUGUGGCAGGGUUGGAGGAGAAAGGAAGUAUUUCCAGCUCUGAUGGCAGUUUUGUAAGAAGCAUUAUCGAUAAUGGUUCUUUUAGAGGAUCUGUGGAUAGUAGUGUUUCAAAAAGUUCGGAAAGGGUAAGUCGAACUGUAACGGAAGAGGAUGAAAGGAAGAAAGAAGUGAGCUUUGGGUUAGAAACCUCGCUGCCCACAGCAAAGAGUGGGCCAAAUCUUGAGACGGGAUUAUCUGCUCAGGAUAGAAGGAGUGUCGCUGAAGUAGCCAAGGAGAUCAAGGAACAGUUCAGAUUAGCAGCAAUUUCUGGAAAUGAGGUUUCAGCCAUGCUCGAGGUUGGCCUGCCUUAUUAUCGGACAGGGAAUGGUGUACAUAGAGGUUUGUUUCAAUAGUUUCUCAUAUGAUCCGUUUGUUCGCCACAGAUAAAAGAUGCGUGAUAGUGUGUCUAAUUUACUCUCUGUUAUAGUCAUGUGCCUUGGUACGUUUAUCAUGUGGCAGAUGUUAAGAGAAGCAUUUCCUCUUCUAAGGUGAUAAGACUGAUUGCUGAUUUAGGUUUGAGCACUCAGAUGUUUACCCUAGUAAUUUCAUAUUCAAGAGUUUGACAUAUAUCUUUCUCUCUCUUUGCUCAGGAAGCAUGUACUUGUCUAUUGUUUAGAUUUUAAUCCACAACUUCUAAAGAAACAAUUAUCAUGAGCAUUCUGAAGACAGAUGUGCCCCGAGUCUAUGAGUUUUGUUGGGAAAACAUCGGGAUUUUUUCUUUAUGUUAUUCGAUCAGUUUCUCUACUGGCUGUUUAAAUCAUUCCCGAAGCUGGCCAAAUGAAAAGAAGAAAUAAUAAAGCAGAUUAAAAAUUGAACAGAAGGGCGUACAAAGUAACAACCAUGCCAUCGUAAAAACUUCGUGUUUAUUGGAUAGUGCGUGUAUAAUUGAAUCCUUAUGCUUGAGUCACUCAUAAUGUUUUGCUUUGUAGUCAUUUCAAACUGUAGCAUUCUUUAUUGAUUCAUGUAUUUAAGUCUUUUAAAAGAAUUAUUUAAUGUGGUCAAUUUUCCUUGUAGCGGUUUGAAAUAUUAAUUGAGAGAAUUUUAGAGAAAAUUAUGCCUUGAGACUUUUAUUGAAAAGCCUGAUAAUCUAUUGUAGUGGCUUCGAGCCAUUUUAGGUGUAACACGUGUGAGACUUUAGAAUUUCUUGUUGCAGUGAUUUCUUCCAGGAUUUCGGAUGCUUUAUGUAUGUUGACGUAUUCAUGCGCUUCAUUCAAGCAAGCACACAAUUCUACUUCACAUUCUCUUAGAUUUGCUAAGGCUUGGUAUGGGGAUUCCGGAAAUGGGAUGGAUACGGGAAGUGGCAAUCUUUCCUCGACAUUGGAGAAAUUAUCAGUUUGGGAGAAUAAACUCUAUAAGGAAGUCAAGGUAUGAUUCUCUCUGCAAUAAAUUUUAUGCUAUACAUUGGUUUUUUUGUUCCCUCAACUGAUUACUGUUUUCCAUGAACUAAAUAACUCAUACAAGGGUUUAGGAUUGUUAAUGAAAUCUACACUUAAAAAUCGUACUGGUUGCUCCAUUGAAUUUUAUUGUAAAAAAUUGGUUGGUUUUAUUAUAGAGGCAGGAAACGUCAUGAGCGUGCUUAUCACACCUCAGAAUCACGUUAUGAGCGUUUCCAGAAUCACUUUUGGACUCGCUUCGUCUCGUAUUCAAUUGAGCUAGUGUAGCUUCGUGGAUUUGAAUGCCUUCAUAAGGUUAUCAGAAGUUUUAUUGUUGAAGAAUGCAUAUUAUCAAUCAUUGCUUUGGAAAAAUAGAAAGAAGACUUAAAACGGACCGCUGAAAGUGGUGGUUGCUUAAAUUGCGUUGCCUUAAAUGAGAAAGUCUAUAACCUGUUUGCUUUUGAUUUUGGUUUGUAUUCUUGGUAUUUAACCAGACAGUGUUUCGUUUGGAUUCUGAUAUAUUUAUUCUUUGAAUUUAUUUUUUUUGAAGAUUUAGUUGAUUGUGAGUAAAGAUCAUUUAGAAUUAUUUGGAGCAACAUGAAGAUGACCCAAGAUCUAUGACUAUUCCGAGAUGCAUCGGGUUUCUUGUUCCACCUGCAUUAUUACACGGGCAAGAUGUAAAUUCUGUUGUUUUGAAAGAAUUACAUCCCGGAAAUUUGAAAUACAAUAUGAAUGAUGUCUGUUGAAAAUAGCAGUUGACAGGAAUACGUGAGUCAUUGCAUAAAAACAAAAAUUUUCUUGACAAAAAACAAAAUUUCACUCAUUAGAGAAAAAGAUUCAUUACAUAAAAAUAUAUGCUAAAUCAAAUAACGCAUUAUAACGUAAUGACCUUUUGAGAUAUUUCUUUUUAUUAGUGGUUUCCUAUUUUUCUGUCACUCCAUUAUUUUCAUCUGACCAUUUUCCAUUCAUUAAAUAUGGGGACCCUAUAGUUCAGAAGUAUAUUUGUCAAUUUUAUCUGUGCCACGUGGUGACGUCAUUCUUUAACUUAAUGCAUAAACUUCAGGUGACUUGCGUCUUUGCUUCGUUCUUACCUGUCUGAAAGAUCUCUGAAAGAUAAAGAAUAAAAAUACAACGGUUCCCUUGCAUGACAUCUCUUUUUCAGAACUUUACUGUAAUGUUUGUGCUUUUGCCAUUCCUUUCAUGUUGUCUUUAUUCUUACCGUGCCAAUCAUGCUACACGGUAUGAGAUUUAUAUCGCCUCUCCAGAAUAUAUCACGAAUAUUGACACUUAAAUUUUUGGUGGAAUUAUAUCCCGAUGCUACUAUAAUCAUAGACAUGAUUUUGCAUACUUGGACCCUUUACGUAGAGUAUUUUUCUGUAUUGCUACUUAUAUUUAAGAGGUCAUCUCCUAAUACCGGUAAACUCGUGGAAGUGCUGAUGAUUGUUUAUCCAUCCAAUCUGAGAAUGCAGUUUUGUGUCCUAUCAUUAUCUUGUUCUGUUUUGGAAGGGUUAACUCUUUGUUAAAUAACGUAGAUUGACUGAAACUUUUCUGAAACUGUUGUUUUUCUACGGAUUCUAUACCCUUCACGUAUAUUUUUCCUUAUGCCAAAAAAAUUAAUUUCGAGUGAAUUCUAUCCAUGUACGUCAGAAGAUUUACAGAUUUAUCAUUGAGCAUGUCAACAGUGAUGAGUAAUUGGCUCUGUGUCAGUUCUGAACUUCGUUUAUGUUGCUCUUCUUUUUGUAGGACGAAGAAAAGCUUCGGAUCGUUUAUGAAAAGCAGUAUAAAAGAUUGAAAGCUUUGGAUGACAGAGGCGCUGAAUCUCAAAAGAUUGAUGCUGUUCAAGCAUCUAUAACGAAGCUUCUCACAAAAAUUGACAUUGCUAUCAAAUCAAUAGAUGCAAUUUCUAGGAGGAUACACAAGAUAAGGGAUGAAGAGCUCCAACCGCAGAUAAUUGAAUUAAUCCAAAGGUAUGAGAUCUAAUCUGUCAUUUAGUAUUGAAAUACAUGAAAUGCCUUGUCAUCGGUCCCUUCAAUGUGAUCAAAAUAGUCAAUGCUUUCAUAUGCAACCCUAAUCACUGUUACUAAUAUCUAGCUACAAUAGGUCAUAUGACUUCCCAUUUUGUUACUGGGUCAAAAAAAGGAAAAAUCGUAAUAAGGUUGAUGUGUGAUGGUGUAGGUUCAGUGUUUGAUGAGGUUGAUGAUGUGCGAUUUCUGGAAUACAUUGAUUUAUACGAUUUGGUGAUAAUCGUUCAUGUUGAAAAUUAUAUGGUAGCUUAUAUGUUCAUCUUUCCUAAGUAUAUGGGAUGCUGCAAUUUUUUUGUUUUUUUACCAUUGUCAAAAUCUUAAGUCCUCAUUAGGAUACAAAGCAGCAAAAACAUGGGAAAUAACUAUUAUUACUCAGUGUGGGAGCUUUUCAGUUCCCCGAUACAAUCUAACGUAGCCCUUUCUGAUGCGAAUCCAUUUAUGCAUGAUAUCAGCUAUGUUCACUCCAUCAUAGUGGCCUUUUAUGUCAAAUACGUAAGACAUCCGAGUAAAGUGCAUUAGGGUAUGAAGUUUCUUAUCACGUUUAAGGAAGUUAUGACUUGGUUGUGCUUAGAUCAACGGUUGCCGUGUACAUCCAUAGUCUAGUGGGAGGUCUAGCGAGAAAAACCAUCCUCUGAAAAGUCUUUUCUUUGACCGUGGUUUAUACAGAAAAAACCAUCCUCGGUGCAACUUUUGACCGACGAUUAGAAGAACACAAUGUGGUUUCUGUUCUUGGUUUAAAACAGGAGAAAUGUUCCGACAAAUCGGUCGUUAUUGGGUGCAGUACAACUGCGCAUCUUUUUCAGUCACCAGCAGCUGAUCCGAUCCAGUAUUGGGUUGAAAUGCGUCGAAUUGUCUCCUCAGCAAUGAUAUAAAAUACCUUGUGCAGGUCGAUCAUAAUGUGGAAGUGCAUGCUGGAUUGCCAUCAGAAGCAGUUCAUGGCGAUAAUCCGGUGCAAGAGUGGGAGGCUCAAGACUAAAGCAAGCGUCCAAAGAGGCGAUGCGGCGAAGAUCACCAGAGACUUGGAACUGGAGCUCGUGAACUGGAUGUGCUGCUUCAGCGACUGGGUCAACAUCCAGAAGCAUUGCUUCUUCAUCCUGAACGAGUGGCUGCGGCGUUGCAUCUGCGUUGAGCCGGAAGAGACCCCCGACGGCGUGCCGCCCUACUCCCCCGGCAGGUUCGGAGCUCCCCCCGCCUUCGUCACCGGCAACGACCUGUGCGAGGCGAUGAAGAAGAUCUCAGAGGAGGAGGUGACGGUGGCUAUGGAGGAUUGCGCCUGCAAGGUGCGGGCCCUGUGGGAGACGCAAGGGGAGGCGCAGCGGCAGAAGCAGAAGGCUGAGCACCUGUCCAAUGACCUCGCCAAGAGGCUCAGAACUCUCCAAAAGGAAUGCGGGGUGGACGAGCCGGCCGUGUCCUUCGCCGCCAACAUGGGCGGUGGCGGCGUCGCCGCCGCCGUGGAGCUGAUGAGAAAGAUACUUGAAGAUGAGAAGUUCAGGCACCAGGAAGCCCUCAAACGGGUCAACCACGUGGCACGCUCAAGCCUGCGUGAAGGGCUCAUCCCCGUCUUCCACGAGCUGGGCAACUUCUCAGUCGAGAUCCUGAAAGCCUACGAGAAGGUGAGAAUCCCCCGAGGAGCAGGAGGCUGA
Spirodela intermedia is the source of this 5995-nucleotide messenger RNA. Lineage: Eukaryota; Viridiplantae; Streptophyta; Magnoliopsida; Alismatales; Araceae. The record is from the annotation of a GenBank genome assembly.